Messenger RNA from Thunnus maccoyii (southern bluefin tuna), 3168 nucleotides. It is a transcript of the gene l3mbtl2, whose product is annotated as L3MBTL histone methyl-lysine binding protein 2. Gene Ontology annotation, cellular component: nucleus. Gene Ontology annotation, molecular function: zinc ion binding. The transcript is spliced from 18 exons. Gene Ontology annotation, biological process: regulation of DNA-templated transcription. The record is from RefSeq and is a predicted model, not a curated record. Bases 202 to 2634 code for a protein of 810 amino acids. NCBI's taxonomy places the organism in Eukaryota, Metazoa, Chordata, Actinopteri, Scombriformes, Scombridae.
AACCGCUAUGACGUUCAAGGUAGGUGACCACAAUACUGUACCGGGGAACCAAGAAGAAACAGCUGAACAACUUAUCCAAGUAGCUUUGUAGUUAUUGAAAUACUUCAAGCUCAUAGAACAACACCUUACUGCUUAAAAGAAGAGAGGAUGUUUGGGGUGUAGAUCUUGCUUCAGACUCGGUGGCACUCGGUGGAAGACAGGAUGCCGUACCACUGUGUGGCCUAUGGAUGUGGCAAAACUGCUGAAGAUGGUGUGACGUUGUUUAGAUUCCCCAAAGACCCUGAGGAGUUUCACAAAUGGGAGAAGCAGGUCCAGCGCACCCGCAGCCAGUGGCUCGCCACACCCAACUCCCACCUCUGCAGCGAGCACUUUGGCAAGGAGUACUUUGAGCCCAAACCACCCACGGGGACUCUGAAGCUGAGGCCGGGAGCCGCUCCCACAGUGUUUGUCCGUCCUCACUGCUCCUCCUGCAAUGGGGAUGGUUGUACUAACUGCCUGCCUGCUAUACAACGCCGGGGUAUUGCGGCUGAGCCAAGAGAGCGUAACAUUUCUGCAGAAUACAAUGAAAUGGCGCCCUUACAGUUUGAUGAUACGGAUGCAGGAGGUGACGAAGAACAUCUACCGGGAGAAGGGGUGAAGCCGUCGGGAAACCCCAAAGAAGAACGAGUGGUGUGUGAGAUGUGUGGCACCACCGGCAGUAGUAGCAGCUUCUUUUCGAAGACCAAGCGUUUCUGCAGUACAUCCUGCUCACGCUCCUAUUCAUCCAACUCCAAGAAGUCCUCCAUACUGGCACGUCUGCAGGGAAGACCCUCAAAAAAAGGCACAGUAGCGAACAAGGUGCACAAAGCCCCUCCAGCCCCAGUAGGACUAGAUGCAUCUGCUGUGGGUUUUGAGUGGGGCGAAUACUUGGAUAAGGAAACAUCUCUGGCUGCAUCUGUCUCCUGCUUCAGACAUGCUCCCCUGUGUGCCCAGUGGGACGACAUCGCGGUAGGAAUGAAGGUGGAGGUUCUGAAUACUAACGCUGUCCUACCCAGUAAAGUUUACUGGAUUGCUACUGUCAUCCAGGUCGCAGGAUACAAAGCCCUGUUGAGGUAUGAAGGCUUCGAGCACGACAGCAGCCGUGAUUUCUGGUGUAGCCUCGUUUCAGGAGAGCUGAACCCGAUUGGAUGGUGCGCCAUGACGAGCAAGCUGCUGGUGCCUCCACAAGAUGUGAAUCAGAACAUCCCAGACUGGAAGGAGUAUCUGAUGAAAAAGUUGGUGGGCGCCCACACGCUACCUGUUGACUUCUACCUGAAGUUGGCAGAGAACAUGAAGCACUCUUUCAGAAUAGGCAUGCGUGUGGAGGUGGUGGACCCCAAAUACGUGAGCCGGACCCGCGUGGCCAUCAUAGACUCCAUUAUUGGUGGCCGUCUGCGGCUGGUGUAUCUAGACCAAAGUGACUCCCCUGAGAAUGUCAUCUCUGAUUUCUGGUGCCACAUGGCGAGUCCCCUCCUGCACCCAAUUGGCUGGUCCAGCAAAGUGGGUCAUGACAUUAAAGCACCUGUAAGCAGUGCGGAAUCUGCUGCCGGUGGUUUUAAGGGUAACUCUGACAGUCCGUUCCAGCUCUUUAAAAAGCCCAGGAUCGUCUACAUGGAGGGGGGGUUCUUUGAGGAAGGAAUGAAGCUGGAGGCCAUCGACCCACUAAACAUGGGGACCAUCUGUGUGGCCACUGUGCACAAGGUGCUGUUAGAUGGCUAUCUGAUGGUUGGUAUCGAUGGCACCAUAUCCAACAACGGCUCUGACUGGUUUUGUUACCAUGCCUCCUCUCAUGCCAUCCUACCCAUAAACUUCUGUAAAAAGAGCAAGAUCCCUCUCACGGUACCUCAAGGUUAUGACGCCAAGACCUUCUCCUGGGACAAAUACCUGAAGGAGACCAAAGCUAAAUCUGCACCAGUACACCUGUUCAACACUGACUACCCAGGUCAUAACUUCUCCCCCAAUUUGAAGCUGGAGGCAGUGGACCUCAUGGAGCCGCGCCUGGUGUGUGUGGCCACCGUGAAACGCUGCGUGGGUCGACUGCUGCUUAUCCACUUUGACGGCUGGGAGGAUGAGUUUGACCAGUGGGUCGACUACCAGUCCCCAGACAUCUACCCUGUUGGCUGGUGCGAGCUUGCAGGCUACCAGCUCCAGUCGCCCCCUGGACUUGUUGAUGCAACCGAAAACCAGACAGCACGGAACAAGACAUGCAAGCCACAUAUGUACGGGAAAAAGAAAAAGAAGAAUGCAAAGAAGAGACUGCUCUCUCAUGACCAAAACAAAGAUGAUGAUGGUCAGCACCCUAAGGUCAUUGGUAGUAACAGUCCUCCAGGGCUGGUAGGCCUCAGGCCUCAACCAGAGGUGCCCCUCAUCCAGCUCAAAAAUGAGCCAGAGGAACAGGAGAUCUUUGCAGUGCAGGUGAAAGUGGAGGAGGUAGAGAUGGAGAUGGAGAUCCCGAAUGAUCCUCCAGAUAACCCUCGACAAGUCUCUCUGGCUAAGAUCAAGCAGGAGAAGGUAGGGAAGGAGGGAAGCCGAGGAGAUGACAGUGCCAUGGAUGAAAUGUUGGAUAGCAAUACCGAGCAGGACACGACAGGAGAGGCUGAAGGAUUGGAGACAUGACACAAGUAUGUCUGUUCAAAGAAUGAAGAGGAGAAGUAAAGAAACUGGGAUGACUCCAUGAUGGAGUAAUGUGAAGUCUAUGUGGCAAUGAAGGGACCGAAAGGAAACACUGAAAAAGACCAAAAUAAGACAAUCAAAAGCAGGCUGGAACAUAAUGAGCAACAUCAAGAGAGAGCCAGUGCACCUUUUAAAGUCUGGUGGUUUAAAUACUUUAUAUACCCUAAAAUCAUGAACGCAUAUGGUUCACAAGAAACACUAUAGCCAGUUUUGAAGCUACCUCCUUUUCUAAUUAAGUUCCUCAACAGACUAAUGUCAUUUGUGCAGAUGUGAUUGCUUUUGACUUGUUUAGUUGAGUUAAACUGUGUAUAAUUAAGUCGAACAAAUCUCUUAAAUGUGGCUUAAAUGAGUGUUUCUUCAUUGAGAUUUAAUGACAUGGCAGACAAAUGUUUGUUGUAAAGAUUUAUUUUUCCUGUUUUAUAUCCAGAUGUGUUUUUUGUAAAUAUGCACUCAUAAAAAAUACUGUGACUGAUUUAA